AUGAAGGCUGAUACAAUUCUUGACUAUGCUCUGUUUGAGCUUUCCCAAAAACACUCCCGAUGCGAACUGUUUGUGUCGAGUAAUGGAGAAACAGAGAAACUGGCUUCAGGAUUGAUCGAACCAUUUGUGAAUCAUCUCAGUGUUCUUGAAGCACAAUCCUAUUUUAGAGCGGAACUAGAGGAAAGAAAUGACAAAUCUUGGUUCACAAGAACACUCGAGAGAUUUGUUCAGUUUGUUAAUAGCCCAGAAGUUUUGGAAAGAGUCAAUACAUAUGAUUUGGAGAUGUCACAGUUGAAAGCAGCUCGGACAUUAUAUUCUCAGGGCGAUGGAGGUGUAACGGAUGCAACAAAGAAGGAGCUCUCAAGAGCUAUAGAUUUAAGACUUGAUGCAAUUUAG
This is a messenger RNA of Microthlaspi erraticum, 396 nucleotides long. Lineage: Eukaryota; Viridiplantae; Streptophyta; Magnoliopsida; Brassicales; Brassicaceae. The record is from the annotation of a GenBank genome assembly.